Molecule: messenger RNA, 660 nt
Organism: Lotus japonicus
Lineage: Eukaryota; Viridiplantae; Streptophyta; Magnoliopsida; Fabales; Fabaceae
Exons: 1
Coding region: 1-660 (219 amino acids)
Molecular function (GO): RNA-DNA hybrid ribonuclease activity; nucleic acid binding
Source: RefSeq, a predicted model, not a curated record
AUGCUAGGCGUGGCGGUGCUUUGGUGGAUGUGGAGAUGGCGAAAUCACAGAGUUUUUGGUGACAACCACUGGACAUUGAAUCAGGUCCUGAGAAACAUUCUUCGUGAUGUUACUGUUUGGAAAAAGGUAUUGUUACAACUUCCCUCUCAACAACCAGCAGCAGUUGCGUCUUCUAUUCCAGGCAAUGCUGCUGAUGCAUAUCGGCUUACAACUGAUGGCAGCUGGGAUCCUCUUCGGAAUCGAAUGGGCUGUGCGGUGGUGCUUUGGAAUGGUAAUGGAGAUUGGGUUUCUGCUAUAUCUAUGUGCGCGGGACCUGGUUGUGCAUUUUUGGCGGAAGUUGCAGCUUUGGAGAUGGGGCUACAACAUGCUAUGGACCUUGAUAUUCAUAAUUUGGAGUGUUAUAGUGAUUGCUUUCAAUUGGUCUCAUUGCUUCUAACUGAUAGUGAUACUAGUACCUUUUGGGCUAGGGAUAGCAUAGAUCGGAUUCGGAGCAUGUUGGGGAGGUUCCACAGCAUUCAUAUCUUGCAUGCCCAGCGGGAGAAGAAUAAUACAGCAGAUGGAUUAGCUCGGGAGGCGCGGAAAAUUGGUUCACCGACCCAAAUUUGGGGGAGACCACCUUCUUUCGUUUAUGACUGCUUGUAUUUAGACGCGGUUAGCUAG